AUGCAUAAACCAGCACGGCUGAAUCCAAAGUCGUGGACAUCGACUCUCAAACUUCCCAAGUCGACAUUUCCUCCGCGCGUGUCGCCGGCCGACCAGGCGAAGUACCUCAAACGAUGCACCGACGAUCUCUACGCCUGGCAACGUUGCAAACGACCAGCCGAUAAAGCCUUCGUUCUCCAUGAUGGGCCUCCCUACGCAAAUGGUGACCUGCACAUCGGUCAUGCGCUGAACAAGAUUCUCAAGGAUAUCAUCAACCGAGUACAAUUGGGUCGCGGUAAACGGGUGCGUUACGUGCCUGGAUGGGAUUGCCAUGGCCUGCCGAUCGAGCUCAAGGCGCUUCAAGGCUUGCGCGAAGCGGGUUCGUCAGUUGAAUCAGCGAGCCCUGCGGUGAUUCGCAAAUCUGCGCGUCAGCUAGCUCGACAGACUGUCAAGGCGCAGAUGAAAGGUUUCAAGGGCUUUGGGGUUAUGGCGGACUGGGAGAACCACUGGAAAACAAUGGACAAAUCGUUCGAGAUGCGCCAAUUGGGAAUUUUUCGAGAGAUGGUGGAUCAUGGCCUCAUCUAUCGCAAGUUCAAGCCUGUCUACUGGUCCCCUUCAACUGGUACCGCCUUGGCCGAGGCGGAGCUGGAAUACCAGGAGGACCAUGUCUCUACUGCAGCUCUGGUGAAAUUUCCACUGGUCAGGCUGCCACCACGCCUUUCUGCAAUUCAAGGACUUCACCCGAAGAGCGUCAAUGCUGUGAUCUGGACUACGACUCCCUGGACCCUGCCUGCCAACGCGGCCAUUGCCGUUCACCCGGAGAUGGACUAUGUCAUCGUGCACUCAGAAAAGCAUGGCCAUCUACUUGUCGCCCAAUCCAGAGUCCAAUAUCUCCAGAAUAUGCUCAAAGAGGAGAUUCAAGUUGUUGAACCGUCAAUUCUGGGGUCUGAUCUGGCCGACCACACGACGUACCGGCAUAUCAUCAAGGAUGACAACUCCACUCCGCAGCCGAUCAUCAGCGCAGACUUUGUUACAGCCGAUUCUGGCUCCGGUGUGGUCCACUGUGCACCCGGCCAUGGUAUGGAUGACUACGAAGCCUGCUUGGCUCGAGGUAUUCCAGUGUUUGCGCCUGUCAACGACGAAGGUCGGUUCACAGAUAAGGCGAUGCCUCAGAACCCCGCAUACUUGACUGGAAAACUUGUCCUAGGUGAGGGUAAUGACCUUGUUCUGGAAUACCUCCAGUCCCACGGUUAUCUUCUCGCUCAACACAAGUAUGAGCACAAGUAUCCCUAUGACUGGCGAUCCAAGCAGCCGAUCAUCAUCCGUGCGACCGAACAAUGGUUUGCCGAUGUAGCUGAUAUUCGCGGUAGCGCUCUCAAGGCCCUGGAGGAUGUCCACUUUGUGCCCGAAGCUGGGAAGCACCGUCUGAACAACUUUGUGAAGAACCGCAGUGAGUGGUGUAUCUCUCGCCAGCGAGCAUGGGGUGUUCCCAUUCCUGCUAUCUAUCACCGGUCCAGUGGUGAAGCGGUCUUGACCAAGGAGAGUGUGUCUCAUAUUAUGCAGACUAUUGAGGAGCGUGGCGUUGAUGCCUGGUGGACUGAUGAUGCGGAUGACAGUGCAUGGAUUCAUCCCAGUUUGCGGGAUGCUCCUGCUGGUUAUCGACGCGGCAUGGACACCAUGGAUGUCUGGUUCGACAGUGGUACCAGUUGGGCAGAGAUUGAUGGUCCUCUCGACGGCCGAAGUCACCCUGCCGAUGUCUACUUAGAAGGAUCCGAUCAACAUCGGGGUUGGUUCCAGUCUGGGUUGCUCACAUACGUUUCGCAUCAAAUUGCGUCGAAUCAGCCGGUAGCUCCUCGCGCGCCUUUCAAGAAUCUGAUCACUCAUGGAUUUACGCUCGAUGAGCAUGGACGGAAGAUGAGUAAGUCUAUCGGUAAUACGAUUGCUCCUCAAACCAUCAUGGACGGCACUCUUCUACCGCCGUUGAAGCCCCGCAAGGGCAAGGGCAAGGGCAAGAAACAGGCCGAGACUGCAGAGCCGAGCUACGAUGCAUUGGGCCCCGACGCACUUCGUCUGUGGGCUGCCAGCAGCGACUAUACCCGCGACGUGGUGAUCGGAAAGCAAGUGCUUCAGACGGUCCAUACUAGUCUGCACAAAUUCAGGGUCACCUUCAAGCUCCUGCUGGGCGCCCUCGGUGACUUCCGGCCUGAAUCGGUGGUGCCGUACGAGCAACUACAGAUUGUCGAUCGCAUCGCACUGAAACAUCUUUCGGAUAUGAUUGUGACGACGCAAAAGGCGUGCGAUCACUUCGAAUUCUACAAGGCGGUGGCCACCAUGAACCGGUGGGCCAAUCUCGAGUUCUCGGCCUUUUACAUGGAGGCCAUCAAGGACCGCCUGUACACUCUGGGCGAGGAUAGCACGAGCCGACGUGCGGCGCAAACCACCUUGUACCAUAUCUACCAUUACCUCCAGGAGGCCCUCGGCCCUAUCACGCCGCUCUUGGUUGAGGAGACCUGGGAGCACACCCCCGCCGCGAUCCGGUCUCACAGCGAGCACCCCCUGCGGCGCCUCACUGCCCGCCCUGCUGAUGAAUGGCACGACCCUACCCUGGACGCGCAGUACCAGGAGAUUGUCGCUGUUCACUCGGUGAUCAAGAACCUCCAGGAACAGGCUCGCAGUAAAAAGCAACUCGGGUCUUCACUGCAAUCGUUCGUGCACCUGGUGCUCCCUGACAGCUCGCACACUGUCUUCGCGCCCUACUUGGCUCAGUUGCCCGAUCUUUUUGUCGUCUCCUCAGUGACCCUGGCUGAACCUGACGAGGCUCUUCCCGCCGCGAUCUCCCCGGCGGAAUGGCAUUACGAAGAUGCCUGUGAGCUGCCCGAUGGACGGACGGGACGCGUGCACGUGUAUGCGCCUCAGGCUGCCAAGUGCCCGCGGUGCUGGCGGUACGCCAUCCCGGAAGCUGCGGUGGAGGAGGAGGACCAGUCCAUCUGCGAUCGGUGUGCGACGGUGGUCAGCGAACUGGAGGCUGUGGCGGAGACGGACACGCCUUCCGCCGUGUAG
This is a messenger RNA of Penicillium diatomitis, 3039 nucleotides long. RefSeq names its product isoleucine--tRNA ligase ISM1. Gene Ontology annotation, biological process: isoleucyl-tRNA aminoacylation. Bases 1 to 3039 code for a protein of 1012 amino acids. Gene Ontology annotation, molecular function: tRNA binding; aminoacyl-tRNA deacylase activity; ATP binding. Gene Ontology annotation, cellular component: cytosol. The record is from RefSeq and is a predicted model, not a curated record. Lineage: Eukaryota; Fungi; Ascomycota; Eurotiomycetes; Eurotiales; Aspergillaceae. The transcript has a single exon.